AUGAAACUUAUUGUUUCCAUCUCUCUUCUCCUUAUUAUUUUCAACCAAGCUCAAUCUUCUGAUUCCAAAGAUUUCGAAUUUGCUCGGGAAUAUUUCCUGGAUACAAUCAGAUUAGCAAAUGCUGGAGAAUUGGAUAAAGUUAGAGCAAGAUUUUUCGAUCAUUUUGUUGUCCAUCAUCCACGUGGAAAAUAUUCUUUGGAAAAGUUUAUCGAAUAUCUUCGAGGUGCAAAUGCUACUUUGAUUCCGGUGCCAACUCAUGUGGAUACAAAUGACCAUGAAUAUGUGACAGACCCAAAUGUUGUUGUUUUGUCAUUCAGUAUGCCGGAUUUGGGAGAAGAAUAUGAUUUCGAAUUGGAAGGUGUCAUUGAUCGCGAGAAAAAUGAGAUGAAGUUCAGCUCAGCAACUGUUUACCUGUAA
This is a messenger RNA of Caenorhabditis angaria, 417 nucleotides long. Lineage: Eukaryota; Metazoa; Nematoda; Chromadorea; Rhabditida; Rhabditidae. The record is from the annotation of a GenBank genome assembly.